Messenger RNA from Candida albicans SC5314, 2436 nucleotides. It is a transcript of the gene DOA4, whose product is annotated as ubiquitin-specific protease. Gene Ontology annotation, molecular function: cysteine-type deubiquitinase activity. The transcript has a single exon. The record is from RefSeq and is a predicted model, not a curated record. Lineage: Eukaryota; Fungi; Ascomycota; Pichiomycetes; Serinales; Debaryomycetaceae. Gene Ontology annotation, biological process: protein deubiquitination. The coding region runs from base 1 to 2436 and encodes 811 amino acids.
AUGAAAAAUCUGGUAAAAGAGACUACGGAACUAGAUAACAUUUCAAGAGCAUUGGUUGAAUUACUCAAAAAGAAUCAUGACAGUUUCAAGUCUUUGUUUAAUGUUCAACUUGAUCUACUAAAACUAUUUGAUAAACAAGUAAACAAUUUGGAGGCUACAGGGUAUUGUGAUUAUGAGGUAGCAUAUGCACUAUACAUGAUCAUCAUUCAAUUGAUAGCCGUUAUGAAGGAUAAAUCGAAUUCCAAAACUGCCGACAUAUACAACGGAAUACAACAAUCUAUUCGAAAGAAAGCAAGCAACUUUAAAAAGGUGUUAGGGUAUUUCAAAAAUGACGACGAUGAAAAGGAUGAAGAUCCCCUUAUUAAUAGAUUCAAGUCUUUGAGCGGAGAGAAAACACAUCCAGCAACCAAGAUCAAGAAAGAAUUAAUAUACCGCGAAUGGAUAACACCUGUUGAACUCGAGAGGACGCUUCGCGAGAAACAUGUGUUGUUAAUAGACUAUAGACCAAAGAAGGAUUAUUUACACAACCAUAUCAAGUUUGAUAAUUUGAUAAAUAUAGAACCACGACAAAUUGAAUCAUUACCAGAAUCUUCAACAGAUUCCGAUUUGGAAGAAGUAUUGAGAGUAUCAUUGUCGGAAGAAGAAUUUCAGAUGUUUUUAAUUCGGAACAAGUUUGAUUUGAUUGUUGUCUAUAAUUAUAACUAUGGCUCGACGUCAAAAGAGAGACUUUACGGAAUACUAGAUCUACUAGAAAAGGAAAACCCAUUCACUUCUUUGAUAGGGAUAUUAUUGAAUAAUAAAUACAUCAGUUCGAGAUUAAAGAUAGCUCCGCUGUUUCUCUCGGGUGGAAUUUUGAAUUGGUACCAUACUCUCGGUGCAGAUUAUUUAGAGACUAGCUCGAUCAAAAAUGGAGACUGUUUAAAGGAAGAAACUAGGUACUUAACUUCAUUUAGUGAUUAUCUUUCGAAUUCAAAAGAGAGUCUGCCUUCAGAAGUCACACUUGCAAAUGAGAACAACAGUGCUUAUAUUAGACCAGUUCAAAAGAAAGUCGAGCAAUUUGAUUCUAUACCACCAAAAAGUACUGCUACAGUGUACUCGUCACCCAAAGUUGAGUUACCCUUAACUCCGACUUCAUCCACCCCCAAUUCGCCGGCGCCUCCUUUGCAACCUUUGCUGUCAAAUGGGAAGCUGCCAAACAAUGUUACAGCUAAAGAUGUUACUGUUUCGUCGAAAAAGUCACAAUUUCUCGAACUGUAUGCCACUGGUUUGGUCAAUUUGGGAAAUUCAUGUUAUAUGAACUGUGUUAUUCAAUGUUUGGCUGCGACUCCACAGCUUACUUCAUUUUUUUUCCCCACGAUAACUGAAUCGUUUUCGGACCAUUCAUACAAACGACAUAUAAACGUGAACAAUAAAUUAGGGACAAAGGGAAUGUUGACAACCAGUUUUGUUGAAUUGAUAUUGAGUAUGCUUAACAACAAUGGACGCUCAUUCAGUCCUUCUAAGUUUAAGAAAAUAAUGGGUUCGUUGUCACCGGCUCGACAGUUUGCUUCCUUUGAUCAACAAGACUGUAUUGAGUUUUUGAAUUUUCUUUUGGAUGCGCUCCAUGAGGAUCUCAAUCAAGUGACCAUAGCCGACCCACAGGAAAGAAAGAUGAUCACUGAAUUAACCCCUGAGCAGGAAAAAAAUAGAGAAAUAUUGCCUGUCAGAUUAGCUUCCACUAUAGAAUGGGAGAGGUACCUCAAACUAAAUUUUUCUAUAAUUGUUGACUAUUUUCAAGGGCAAUAUUUAUCCCAAUUGAAAUGUUUAGAAUGUGGAUUUACUUCAACAACUUAUAAUGCGUUUUCGAUACUUUCACUACCCAUCCCGGAGAAACUAAACAAACUGAUGAAAGUUUCUUUGGAUGAAUGCCUUCAAGAAUUUGUGACAACAGAGUUGCUUGAUGAUAAUAACAAGUGGUAUUGUCCCAAUUGUAAAAAAUUUACCAAACUGACAAAGAAAAUUGCAAUUACUAGAUUACCCCAAGUAUUGAUAAUAAAUUUUAAGCGGUUCAAAAUGACCGCCAGUGGUGGAUUUCACAAAUUGGAAACUUUUGUGACUUACCCUGUGAAUGAAGAAUUGGACAUGACUCCGUAUUGGCCGGAUGUUGGCUCUACCAUCAGUGCCAACAAUUCAAUGUCUAUAGAAAGGGAAAAAGAGAUUUUGAGUACUUUCCCAGUUAGAAGCCAAGUACCGCCUUUCAAAUACAAAUUGUUUGGCGUGGCUAAUCAUUAUGGUAAUUUAACUACUGGACACUAUACUGCUUAUGUACAUAAGAGUAGUGAUUCAAAGAAAGCAAGAAACUGGUGUUACUUUGAUGAUUCUAGAGUAACUUUCAACAAAUCACCAAAUGAUGUAUUGAAUAAGAAUGCCUAUUGUUUAUUCUUUCAGAGAAUAUAG